Messenger RNA from Grammomys surdaster, 426 nucleotides. RefSeq names its product chromosome unknown C3orf86 homolog (gene CUNH3orf86). NCBI's taxonomy places the organism in Eukaryota, Metazoa, Chordata, Mammalia, Rodentia, Muridae. The transcript has a single exon. The record is from RefSeq and is a predicted model, not a curated record. Bases 1 to 426 code for a protein of 141 amino acids.
AUGUCUAGGAGUCAGCUUGAACAGGAGAAGAAAUCUCUAGAUUCUUUUGUCUGGGUAAACGAGAUCACUGGAGAAAUCACCUUCCCUCUAGGGGAGGAGACCACGCCUGCAGCCUCCGGAGAGAAGAGUCGGGCAAGGUCCGGGUCUCCGCGAGGGAGCGUGCCCUGCGCGGCGGCUGUUCACAGACCCGGUUCCCCAGGGAACCCCGAGGCUCCGGGCAGAGGGCUCGGGAUGGGAAGCUUGAUUCUACCCGACCUGGCUGUGCCCCGUGUCCUGUCCCCACCAGGGAGCGCUCUGCCGAGGCAACACUACCUGGCAGCGUCCCCUCCUCUGGCCACGAUGCUUCCAGCCAGCCCUUCUGCGCCCUGGGCCCUGUCCUGCAAGCUUAGGAAUAUGCUGACAGGAAACAACCGGUUUUCCUUUUGA